CUGCGCGCUUCAACAGCUGUUCCUAAUCGAGGUAAAAAAACAUAAAAAUGGAAAAUUUCAACUCGAUUGAAAUAGCAGAUUCUGACGAGGAUUCGCCGAGUGAAGUUGGCGAUACAAUGGAUACAAUGGAUCCGAAGCGCUGCGCCACACCACCGACAUCGAGUUCAGCCAAAGCUGCAAACGAACACACCCCUAAAACAACAAAGACCGCUAAGGAACCGGAUUCGGCGACCAGCGGGAAACCCUCGCUUUUGAGCGACUCUACCUCACCCUCCUCCUCGACUGAUGGCAAGAGCGGUCGCCACAGGUCCAGAAAAAGCCAGCUCCAGGCCAAACGAAUGAGUCCCACUGACCUCCAAUUCGAGACGAUUCCGGGGGAAGAGGGUUCAGAGGCGCCGCCUGCCAAGCAUCCCAAACUGGAGAAGGACGCUGCGCUUAAAAAGGAGACAAUGAAGGCGUCUAUUGCCAAACUCCUGGCCAACGAUGAGAUUCAGGAGCUGAUUAAGCGGAUCGCCAGGGAACGGGUACGAUGCAAUUUCCUGCUGGCUACAUACCAGCUCCCAGAUAUGAAUUUCGCCCUCAACACACCACUGGAGACACUUUGCUUCCAGUUCCGGGAGCGCAUAAAACAGCGAAGGGGAAACGCCAGUCCCUCAAAGGCAGCUUCAAGCACCUUGGCCGGUGCUGCUGCCCCCUCUACUGCAACCGCAUCAAAAGUGUCUGGCAAAGGUAUUGUUAAGGCACGACAGCCUCAAUCCUAACGCUGAUUUAAUCCAUAAGAUACACUACUUAAGAACUUGGGAUUUUAAUAUAAAAAGUAUAAGUAAGUAAGUAAGUGUUGAAAUAUGAUUACGUUUUACUACUAUGAAGAUUGUAACUAAUUUGAAUAAUAUUAUGUCUUAUUAAAUAUAGAAAACGGUAUUAUCUGUCUAAA
Molecule: messenger RNA, 934 nt
Organism: Drosophila kikkawai
Lineage: Eukaryota; Metazoa; Arthropoda; Insecta; Diptera; Drosophilidae
Source: RefSeq, a predicted model, not a curated record